ACUAACACUAGGUAAACGACCUGAUCACUAUUUCCUUUCUUUCACAGCCUCGGACAAAUUAUAAUAAUUAUAAUAUCACGACCUUCCGCUUUCUGCCUAAUUCUAGUAGUGUAAUAGGCUAAUAGGUAUAUUUUAGAAGACAGUAAGAUGAAUCCUAGCUCCUGUCGUAAUAAAUACGAAAACAAACACACAGUCACAACGUUUUUCGGAAUGGAUUCGGGAUUUCAACCAUAUACUUCAAAAGAAGUUAAUAUGAGUUGGAUGGAAAAAAUUGUUUUAUUUCUCGCGGAUGAGUUUAACAUUCGCCUAAGGUGGAACAUAAAAGACGCUGCAAUAUUUACUACAGGCUUUGCAAUAAUCGGGACUGCAAUUGGUGGAUAUAAUGGUGGUAAAGUAGGAGCUGCUAUUGGAGCAGGAGUUGGUGGAGUUACAGGACUGGCAGUAUCCAGUAAGUAUAUUGAUAUGAAGAAAUUUGUGUAUCUAUAAUUUAUUCAGGCUAAAGUUUAAAACAUAUUUUUAUUUCGUCUGCCAAUCGUGGUAACUAUGGCAAAAUCCCCACUAUGAAGUAAUCUAUGGGGGAGGCCUAUGUUCAGCAGUAAACUUUUGUUGGCUGUAAUCAAUGACAUCUGAAUUAAUCAAGAACAUAAUUUUUGAUAUAAAGAAUUCAAUCCUUGUUUGGUUAUGACAAUUUUAACCGCUGUAAUUUAAGGAAUUGUAUUAUGAGAAGGCAACAACACUCUUGAAGAACUACAGACCGAUUUCCCUUCUGAGCCGCGUCUACGUGCUGUUUACGAGUGUCAUUACGAAUCGUCUCGCACGCAGUCGACGACUUCCAGCCUCCUGAACAAAUCUGUUUCCGAAAAGGCUUUAGCACCAUAGACCACAUACAUACCCUUCGACAAAUUGUGGCGAAGACCGAGGAUUACAAUCUGCCACUAUGAAGACUAUGAAAAAGCCUUUGAUUCCGUCGAAAUUUGGGCGACGCUGGAGUCCCUAUAUCGGUUCCAAGUUGACUGUCGGUAUAUCAAAGUGCUGAAGUGUUUGUACAGUAGGGCUACGAUGGCUAUCCGAGAACAGAACCAGAGUACGAAACCUAUCCAACUGCAGAGAGGUCUAAGACAGGGUGACGUUAUAUCCCCGAAACUUCACCGCUGCACUGGUAUAUGGAUAUGGAUAUGGUAUUAAUAUCAAUGGCGAGUACAUCACUCACCUUCGGUUUGCCGACGAUGUAGUCCUUAUGGCAGAAACGCUGGAGGAUCUAAGUACUAUGCCCAAUGACCACAAUAGUGAGGUGAGGUGAGGAAUAAUGAGGUAGGUGGUCGCUUCCAAGCAGGUUCUAAAAUAAAUUUUGUAAAUAGUUCGUAAUCAUUUAUAUAGUAAAAUUUAUUUAAAAAAAAGUCCCGCUGGGUUUCUUGCUGGUUCUUCCCAGGACAGAGGGUUUUUUUUGAACCAUUGGUAAAGUAAACAAUGACUUUCAAUAAGAAUUACACAUGUAAUGUAUAUUGAAUAAAAAUUAUUCUUUUUUUUUUCCCUUCCCCCCGGACUUCCACAGAGUAAAGACGUGUUUAUCGUUUGUUGUAAUAGUAAUAGUAAGUAAGUAAAUAGUACUUGUAUUUUCUAAUAAAUGUUGUGACAAAAUAAUGAUAAAAUAUUAGGAGUGCAUAAAGCACCAGGAGUUUUACGAAGUGCUAGUGACAUCUACGGAAGUGAUUACAACAGACUAAAUUAUACGUGUGAAUAAAAUCAUCACAUUUACUCAACAAAUAAAUAGGACACAGCAUAAGACACCACACGUUUGCAACACAAUAAGAAAAGAGACGGUUAUAUUUUUAUUUGUACGGUUGCAUUACGGGUACGAGUUCGCAAAUCCAUUGUGUUCACACUUCCUAACUCAUAUUGCCCUGAUAAUUAAACGUUGAGGCGUCUUUUACUUCAAAACCGGUUGGGUAUACAAUGCCGAUCAACCGCACGCCGCCGCCCGCCUCGCCCGUGCCUAUGUGCUCCGAUGAUACACCGCAUACGCGCGCAAUCGACGCGAUGGAACGGACGACGAUACUUCAUUGUGAAUCUGCGCCUGAUAUUCCAUCGCUUACGUUAAAUGUCACCGAGCGUAAAAAAAGGAAACAUGACGGAAUGAAUCCUAAUAUUAUGUCUUAUAUGAGUGAAAUGUUUUCAGUUUAUACGAAUGAACAAGCAAAACUUUUUAAAGAUUUACAAACUAUAGUUUCUAGUAUAAAGGAACAGAACGAUGAAUUAAAAAAGAGCGUUGAUACUAUGUCAAGCAAGUAUGAUGAGUUUUUAUCACGGAUAUCUGUUCUUGAGGCAGAGAAAAAGCAGGAUAGAUAUAUUAUACAACAACUACAAGAGAAAAUAGAAAAUAUGGAACGAAAGUCUAGAUGUUCAGGAAUAGAAAUAAGAAACAUACCUAAAAACAAUGAAGAAACAAAAGAAAAUCUAUGUAGCACUGUAAAAAGAUUAGGGAAGUAUUUGAACGUAAAUUUGCAGGAUUCGGACAUAAAAGACGUGUAUAGAACUUACUCUAAAACAGGGACUAGACCGGUUAUAGUGGAAUUCAAUUCAGUCAUCAUUAAAGAAAAGAUGUUAAAUGAAGUAAAAAGAUUUAAUAAAACGAAACCAAAAAGUGAGAAAUUAAAUACUUCGCAUUUAAAUUACUCACAAAAAAACAUCCCCAUAUAUGUCACGGAGACGUUAACACAAAAUACUCAAAAACUGUUCUAUCAAGCCAGAAUUUUCCAGAAAAAUCAUAACUAUUUAUUCUGCUGGACAUCUAGAGGUAUUGUAUACAUACGCAAGAAUGAAAAUUCUUCUCAAAUUAGAAUAAAUAAUGAAACAGAUUUAGAAAAUCUACGGAAGACCGAAUGACUAGUAUUAAGAUUAAGAUUCGAUUUUUUCGCAUCCUUUCUUUUCUUUUUAACUAUAAUAGUAAGAAUAAAGUUUAUUUUAACCUUAUACCUUAUAAUACACAUAGUCACAGUUUACACACAAUACACAAACAAAAUUCAAACAUUAUGCACACAUACUUUCAUUACAUUACAACUAACACAAUCAUAUUUUAAAUUACACGUAUAUUUUACAAUAAACCAUAUUCACUCAUUUCAUAUAUGCAACUUACAGUUACAUUUUUCAAUUAAUUUAUAUAAUAAAAGAUAUUAUUUAAUCAAUAAUGCGAUUUUGUUAGAAAAAUUUAAAAUAAUAAAUAUAAAUAAAAGGCGAUAACGCUCAAAGUUUCACCAUUAACUUAGAUAAAGUUACGGUAUCGAAAUCGAUAGUUUGUGACGUUGAAGAUUGUUAUAAGUACUUGUCAUCUAAUGAAUCCAACUUCACAAUUAUUACACAGAAUAUACGAAGUAUUAACUGUAAUAUGACAGAUUUUGAAGUAUUGUUAACUAGAUUAAAAAUAGAUUUUGAUGUUAUUGUACUAAGUGAAUGCUGGCUGCUUAAUAAGGACAACUUACCUAAAAUUAAUGCUCCACCAAUUAUAAUAAUAACCAGAAUGACGGAUUAGUAAUAUAUAUAAAAGAAAAACAUUUGUUCACGGCUGAAGAGCCUCAUUUUCAAGAAGGGAAUUGUAUGAUAACAACAUUGAAUGAUAUUGUCAUAAUAUCAAUAUAUAGAUCACCGUCAUAUAAAAACUUAGAAAGCUUUUUUGUCUCUUUAGAUAGAGUACUACAGAAAUAUUCGAAACAUAAAAACAUAAUUAUAAUAGGAGAUAUAAAUAUUAACAUUAAGAGUGAUAAAACAGAUAUUAAUUCCGAUAAGUAUUUGCAAUUGACAGCAUUCCAUGGGUUGUUACCUACGCAUACUCUAGUAACACGUGACGCGAGCGGUUCGUGUAUUGAUCAUGUUCUUUUAAAAACGAAUAAUCCUUCACUUACUAUGGUUCCUCAAACAUCAAUUACUGAUCACAAACCUGUAAUUCUAUGUAUUAAAAAGAAACAACGUCAACAGUUUUUUACAACUACUAUCAGAAAAAUUGAUCAUGACAAACUUCGUUUAGAUAUGCAAAACAUUGACAUUUCACCCAUAUAUGAUGUUAAAGAUCCAAAUACUUCUCUUGAAUACUUAGUUAAUAAAAUACAAACAGUCAUUGAAGUUAAUACUAAAUUAAUAAAGUUGCCAAGACAAAAAAAGAUCAUCAAACCUUGGAUUACGACUGGACUUCUUAGAUGUAUUCGUCACCGUGAUAAACUACAUAAGAGGGCCAGACGUUUUCCAGAGAGUGAAAGUGAUCAAAUUAUAUACCGACCAUAUCGUAAUCACUGUAACGCACUGCU
This is a messenger RNA of Parnassius mnemosyne (clouded apollo), 4295 nucleotides long. The record is from the annotation of a GenBank genome assembly. Lineage: Eukaryota; Metazoa; Arthropoda; Insecta; Lepidoptera; Papilionidae.